Molecule: messenger RNA, 2076 nt
Organism: Penicillium nucicola
Lineage: Eukaryota; Fungi; Ascomycota; Eurotiomycetes; Eurotiales; Aspergillaceae
Product: transmembrane 9 family protein
Exons: 4
Coding region: 1-2076 (691 amino acids)
Biological process (GO): protein localization to membrane; vacuolar transport
Cellular component (GO): Golgi apparatus; membrane
Source: RefSeq, a predicted model, not a curated record
AUGGGUGGUGCAGUUGCUGCUGCUCGUAUCCUGCGAUACUCGGUUACUCGAUACAACGACAAUGAUCCGAUCCCUCUCCUCGUGAACAAGAUCUUCUCCGACAAUACCCAGCUGCAAUAUGCCUAUUACGACCUCCCGUUCGUUUGCCCGCCGAGUGGCAAGUCACAUGGUGGAUCGCCCUUUGGUUCUGGCCAGAGUAUCUCGCUCAACCUAGGGGAAGUACUGCGUGGUGACCGCAUCAUGACCUCUGACUUUGAGCUUUCAAUGGGCAAAGAUAUCGAAUGUGAAGCGCUUUGCACCAUCGGCGUGACCCGAUCAGAUGUGAAAUGGGCUCGUCAGCUCGUCAAGGAGGGUUAUGUGAUUGAGUGGAUUGCGGAUAACUUGCCAGGAGCAACCAGCUUUGUGACAGUCGAUCGCAGUCGCAAGUAUUAUGCGUCUGGAUUUAAGCUUGGUUACCGUGACAUCUCUCCGGCCACUGGCCAGUCCCGAUACUUUAUCAACAACCACUUCACGAUUGUCAUCCGCUGGCGGAGCGCACCCGAAGGCGGAAAGGUGAUUGUUGGAUUCGAGGUGUACCCGAAGAGUAUCACUGCCAAGGAUCGUAAGGAAGGCGGUUGCCCCAAGGCUGUUCACAAGGACAAUGAAGGACAGCCGCUGUACAUUGCGCCGAACUUGUCGCGCAUGCAAGAGAAGUACUCAGGACUGUCAUAUAUCCCCGAGGAUGAUGACGAUGAUGACGGUGCCAAACUUCAGAUUCCCUACACCUACUCAGUCUACUUCCGAGAGGAGAACAAGGUUGAAUGGAACAGCCGCUGGGAUUUGUACUUCACCAACCAGGGAGAAAGUUCCAUGACCCAUUGGUUGGCAAUUAUCAACUCCUUAACAAUAUGUGCAGUUCUGGGAGUGACUGUAUUCGUUAUCUGGAGCCGUACUAUACAAGGCGACAUCAAGGGCCGCGGAGACGGUGCAAUGAACGAUCAAAAGGCCAAGGUCCGCUCUCGCCGCAGGAGUGGAAAACCCGAGAAAAAGCGAGAAAAUCUCUUGGACGGCGAAGCAGAUGUGGAGCAUGAUGCGGACUUCUCUUCGGAAGAUGAGGGUCUGGAAGACACCAGUGGUUGGAAGCUUCUUCACGGUGACGUUUUCCGUAUCCCCGCGUACAGUGGCCUUCUUGCUCCGUUGGUCGGAUCAGGUAUGCAGCUGUUGUUUAUGGCUUCAGGUCUGUUACUCCUCAGCUGCUUGGGUAUAUUGAAUCCGAGCUUCCGCGGUGGCUUCGUCAGUGUUGGUAUGGGUCUGUUUGUGUUUGCUGGUCUUUUCUCGGGGUAUUUCAGCGGCCGACUAUACAAGACGUUUGGCGGCCAAGCUUGGCGGAAGAACACUUUGAUCACUGCUUUGCUUUUCCCUGGGUUGGCCUUUUCCCUGAUCUUGAUUUUAAACCUGUUUGUUUGGGCUCAAGCAUCCAGCACUGCAAUUCCAUUCAGCACUUUGAUUGGUCUUCUAGCACUUUGGCUGCUCAUUCAAGUUCCCUUGGUUUAUCUUGGAAGCUGGGCUGGAUAUGUGCGUGCCACCCCUUGGGAGCAUCCUCUGAAGACCAAUGCAAUUCCCCGUCAAAUUCCAAUCCAGCCUUGGUAUUUGCGCAGCCCAAUUGGUCCCCUGUUGACUGGUCUCGUUCCAUUUGCCGUUCUGUUUAUCGAGUUGCUGUUCGUGUUUAAGAAUUUGUGGCAGGAUAAGACUGGAUACUAUUAUGUCUUUGGGUUCUUGAGUGCUGUGUCGACCGUUCUAAUGGUCACGGUUGUCGAAGUCACUGUCAUCGCAACAUACAGCCAGCUUUGCUCCGAGAACUACCAUUGGUGGUGGCAAAGCUUCCUCACUGGCGGUAGUAGCGCGUUUUGGAUAUUCGCCUACUGUGUCUGGUAUUACCUGUUCAAGCUCCACGUCACCGGAUUUGUUUCCAGCUUGCUCUUCUUUAGCUAUAGCUUCCUUGCAUGUGCCGUUUACGGUCUCUUGACAGGUACUGUUGGAUUCUUGGCCGCUUAUGCGUUUGUUCGACGUGUUUAUAGUGCGAUCAAGGUCGACUGA